CCGUCGUCGCACUCUCUCUGUCUCUCGCACAGCACACACAUACACUACACUCUUCACCACCCAUCUAAUCCCUCUCCCGAUUCAAUCCGUCUUCCAAGACAGCCCAUCUAUACAGCUUCUCCCAAGCUCCAAGCAUAUUCUCGACUCAUAAACAUGUCCGAACCACUCACCAAGGUCGACUCUGCCGUUGCAGGUCUCUCAACCUCCCCAUCAGAGGGCAAAAAGGCCUCAAAACGUGUCACACAGGACAACGGUGUCAUGAACAUUAACGACCUAGAGAAGGAAGGAAUUGAACUACAAAUUGCACCAGAGACUCAGAAGUUAAACUGGAAACUCAACACGUCACCUGCAAGCCUGGAUGAGAAAGACACUCUCAAGAAGCUCCUCACAACGCCUCCUGUUAAGAAAAUUGACCUUCACUUCCCUCUCGGACUCCAAGUCACUGCCCGAAAUCUAAAAGGUGUUACAAUCAAAGAUGCCUUGGACGCGAUAUACAAGCAAUUUAAGAAGAAGGCAGAUGAUGAGCUUGACAAUCCCAUCCUCGCUGGUUUCGAGUGGGAUAAGGAAGAAUCCUGGACAAGAUUGAUCGUACAUCAGAAGAAGGAAGGCGCUCCGGUAAGCAAAAAGGCAAAGAAGAAGGGCGAAGCCUAGUGAUAUCAUGCUGCGUUUUAGCGAAUCGCACUUGGCAGAUAGACCCGACUCAGUGUAAGUAUGGUUAGAAUCUUUUGGUUCUGCAUCGCCGGCACAGAACGUUAUGAUAGGUAUGGGCGUGGAAGGUUGCAAUGGCAUGUACACGAUGUAUCUGUAUCUACUAUGGACUCAUAUCCAUUCAGCUCAAGGAAUACUGAUGGAUCAGAUGCUCAUCC
Messenger RNA from Coccidioides posadasii C735 delta SOWgp, 866 nucleotides. Lineage: Eukaryota; Fungi; Ascomycota; Eurotiomycetes; Onygenales; Onygenaceae. The record is from RefSeq and is a predicted model, not a curated record.